AUGGCGGAAUUUGAUAACUUAUGGUGUAACUCGGACGAUCUCAGCGAAAACGAAGAAACAUUUUCACAUAAUAAUGUUGAGCAGGAUAUGCAGGGGGAAUUCGAUAACUCCAAUGAGGUUACCCUACUGGCCAUGUUUGAUGAACAUGGACAGCAAUUGGAGUGUCCAAGUCUCCCUUUAGGACCCGCACCUUCCACUGAGCCAGCACAAGUAAAUCCGCCAUUACCAGUGUCACCACCUUCUUCGCGAAAUGUUCGUCCAGAAGUGGUCGUUGUCGUUGAGCGGUUAGAUGAGGAGACCGGCAACGAGUACUUGUUGGCGGACCAGCAUGAAGUAUAUCACGAGAAGGUGGUGGCGAGUUCGAGUGGUGGUGCUGUGCGAGGCGUGCGGUUCCCAGCGACGGCACCAGCAGGCGGCAACGCUCUGUAG
This is a messenger RNA of Parnassius mnemosyne (clouded apollo), 429 nucleotides long. NCBI's taxonomy places the organism in Eukaryota, Metazoa, Arthropoda, Insecta, Lepidoptera, Papilionidae. The record is from the annotation of a GenBank genome assembly.